This is a messenger RNA of Lentinula edodes (shiitake mushroom), 4020 nucleotides long. RefSeq names its product PhoX domain-containing protein. NCBI's taxonomy places the organism in Eukaryota, Fungi, Basidiomycota, Agaricomycetes, Agaricales, Omphalotaceae. Gene Ontology annotation, cellular component: intracellular membrane-bounded organelle. Gene Ontology annotation, molecular function: phosphatidylinositol binding. The transcript has 10 exons. The coding region runs from base 34 to 3729 and encodes 1231 amino acids. The record is from RefSeq and is a predicted model, not a curated record.
GACCGGUCAGACCACCAUGGCAACUGGUGCAGUAUGAAUUAUCCUUUCAGCACGCAAAGUGUCGUGCUUGUCGCUGUGCUGGGAACGGUCUUGCCAGUUCUCUAUCGGAUAGUCUCUUCGCCUCUUACUCUUAUCCUAAUAUCCCCAUUUGUCUUGUUAUUCUUGGGACUCAGUUUUCUUGCUCUUCAUGUCUUUAUCGGCCAUAUCCUGGAUUCUAGGAACCCCCGUCCACAUAAUACGGUUCACAAAGCCGCCAGGCCUUUUGCAUUCUCAACCCCUGCAGCAUGGCAGGCCGUCUUGACUAGAUCGCAGUGGUCCCAAAAUACUCCACAAUCUUUCCCUCCCUUAUGUCCAGAAUCACCAAUGGUGUCUGCCGCACUGAAUGACAUUUUAAUCAUGAUUGUCAGAGACUUCGUCCUGACUUGGUACAAGGAAUUGUCUUCCUCUCCGUCGUUUCCUGUCGCUGUGUCUUCAGUUUUACAUGAUUCGAUUUCUCAACUUCUGAAUCGCGCGGCGGCCAUUGAUAUCCCAACUCUCGUCGUGAAGCGUAUCCUUCCUCGAAUAACGGAACAUAUUGAAUUGUUCCGACAAUCCGAGAUUGCACUGCGAGGGGCAGGCUUAGAACGUCGGUUGACGCACUCAGAGGAACUCGAUAUGAUGCUUGCAAGUAGAUACGGUGCUGGAAGUGAAGCGGGAAAACUGCAUCCAGCAAUAGAAAAUCUGUCUACCACGUUCACUAGGCAGAGCGAAGAGGCGCAUUUGAAACGGCUCAUUGACAAAGCUCUUCCUUAUGUGUUACCCGAAACGGAAAACAGAAGCAAGGCGCUGAAGAUUGUGGUGCGAGAAAUUGCGGCAUGCGUUGUAUUGUAUCCCGUCAUGGAAAUGUUGUCAGAUCCGGACUUCUGGAAUCGGGCGAUUGACCAAGUGGCAACUGCCGCAAUUCAUCAACAGAAACUGAUCACCAAAGUCCGGAACGUAUUAGAGGCGCAAUCUCCUCGUCCUCAAAAUCACAAUCGUUUAUCAACUGUAAACCCGAGCAAUCCUGCGCUUACAACGGAAACUAUCACCAUACGCACGGAUGCCCACCAAUUUGAAUCCUUUCUACGAAGUAUACAUCGGUGCUCGUCCCUUCUCGAUGCUCGGCGUUUGAAGAACGAUGUUUUGGGAGAGAUACGGCGAACCAGAAUAUUACUAGCAAAUCAUGAAAAGGAUGACUGGAUAAAUGGAGAGAAAACUGAAGACGUGGUUGCCUUUCUUGAUAGACUUUACACUGCGAAACGUAAAGUCGAGCAACGGAUCGUAGAACUAGGUGGAGGGGAGGACUCGACCAUCUACCAAGAGACCGGUAGUCUCACCAAGUCAGGUAUCACUCUUCGUGAUAUUCUCAGCAACCCUAGCUCUCUUUCGUAUUUCAUGGAGUUCAUGGACCGUCGGAAUCGCUCCCUGUUGGUGCAAUUCUGGCUCACCGUCGAGACCUUCAAGAAUCCGUUGGAAGCUGUUGAUUCGAGUUCCGAGGAUGAUGAAGAUGAACCGGUACAAGACGCAUUGACAGCUAUCACUGUGAAGGAAGAUAUAUCCAUGAUCCACGAUCUUUACUUCUCCGGUACUAUUCACCCCGUGCUUUCAUCUAUACCUAAGAAAUACGUGGAGUCCAUCCGAGCUUUUGUCCGAAACGAGGUUGAGAACUCUCGUGUUGCUCAGGGACGCGUACGCAAGAACGUACUUCUUGCUCAGCGUCAAGUGGAGCGCGACAUGGAACAUGACUUUGAGGACUUACGCGUUCCUCCACCUCCAAAAGAGAAACGCUCUUCAAACGUUCGUACUGGGAGUACCCAUGACUCUGAUACCCCCAAAUCAUACCGUCCAUCUCUUCUACCACGUUCAGGAUCUGCACCAGGACCCUUUCCUAAGACAGAAAUGCCAGGCUCUACUCAGUCUCUCCGUUCGGUUGAUUCUGUUGCUUCUGCAAAAAUUUCAUCCAUGGCCCAUCCUACAAAAAGCAAUAUUGAAAUACUCAUGUCUCCUGUUACGGAUGCUUCUUCCGACUCUGAACGAGCUCCGCUAUUCGACGAUCCUGAUGAUCGCGCGCAAAGGGCAGAAGAACAUCGGAUGGACGCGAUUCAUGCCGCUUUGACUGAUAUCAUGGCAUUGGAUGAGGCCCACUAUGGCUCGGAGGAAGAUAUCGAUGAUCGUGUGUCGAUGUUCUUGUCCCCCAGAUCUCCCAGAGUCAAAAAACAGGGUGAUGCAUUCUCCCAGGAGGUUGAUGACCACAUUGUUGAGCCUGAUGAGGACGUACCCGAUGAGAUGGAAGAGGGGCGCGGAUCAUUCCAACUUGCUGGUCCCGGCGAUCUUCAGUUAUCGUAUGAGAUAGCUCGACUGGCAGACAAGAUUUUGAGUGUACAGACUCAAGAGAUCAUGUUGGACAACCUUAUAAAGAAGGCGGAGCUUACUGGCGACAAUCAGGAAUUAAGACUUCUGAAUCGCUCGAAAUCUUCGAUGAACCGUGAACUGCGAGAGUUGAAUUUUCAGAAGGUGCAAUACGAACAGCAGGAGUCUGCAAACCGUCUCGUCUCUGAUCGUACCAAAAUUUCCAUCGUUAGCUCAGCGGCUGGAGAAGAGGAAGGAAAAUCCGUCGUCCGUUACCUGAUUGAGGUUCAGCAAUUGGGUCUAGACGGCACUUUCUCCUCUGGCUGGGUUGUUGCAAGGCGAUACAACGAGUUUUUAACCAUGCACAACAAGCUACGAGAAAAGCAUAGUGCCGUGAGGAACUUGGAGUUUCCGGGUAAAAGUCUUGUCCCCCAUCUUUCCAUUAAUUUCGUAGAUACUCGGCGGGCUGGUUUGGAGAAGUAUUUGCAGGGUUUGAUAUCCAUUCCCCUCGUCUGUGAAAGCGACGAGCUCAGAACUUUUCUUUCUCGCGAGUCUCCGUUCGUAGCGUCCGAACACCACGAUCAACCCAACCGUCGUGGACCAGUUGCCGGAUUCUCUGGGACGGAACUAGUGCGAAAUGUAUAUCGAUCCGUAACCGGAAGCAUCGAUGACAUGUUAUUCGGGCAGUCGAUGCUGGAUGUCAUGAUACAGCGUCUCACUCGACAAGCAGCCGAAUUUGCCGGAAUAGUUGGGUCCGGAGUUACGGACGAAAACUUCGUUGCACAAGCUCUGAAUGCUUCAGGAAAGACUGCUCCUGCUGCACUCAUGCAGUUAUCUGCCGAUUUAAAACCACUGGAAGGAGAAUCCAGCACAUCCACAUUCAGUGCCCCAAUAUGUGAUCUCUUACUUGCAAUUUUCGAGCUGAACAAGCAGAACAACUGGCUACGAAGACAAGCCGUUGUCAUUAUCUUACAGCAAGUGCUUGGUGGCACUAUUGAACGGAAAAUUCGUGAAACGAUCAAGUCGUUGCUGGAUGAACCUAGGAUUAUGUCAUACUUGAAGAUUUUCCGUGAUGGUUUGUGGCCCGCAGGAAAGCUCAAACCUCAAAGCGUUCCCCGUACUCCUGAAGAAAGAUCACGGAGUAGGGAUGAAGCCAACCGAAAGCUAUCUGCCCUAGUACCAGAUCUGGCUGCAAAUAUGAUUGGACGAUCCAAUGCUCGGCGAGGAGCCCGACGAAUAUUUGCUGUGUUGCAAAAUCGUAGACUCAAUCAGCACAUUGCAUACACUGUUGUAGACGAGGUUUUCUCUGCAUUAUUCCCUGAGUCCACACCGAAUACCAAGGUAGAGCGAUUAAUGACCUAACUAUUAGUAUCAUAAAGAAAUGGAACAUCUGUAAAUACUUAUGCAUCAUCAAUUAUGACCCGUUUGACAUUAAUCAUGGACUUGGCGGCCUUAAGAACGGUGGUGUAGCUUCAGAAGAAUCCAAUGUUUGCUCCGUAUCCGUUUUGGGCUUUUUACUGCGAGGUAUUAUGACAGAGUUGGCCGUAGGGUCAUCGUAAACUUUUAUGACAUGUAGAAUAUAGCCCCCCGAGCCAGAUGAGUUCAUUGUAGGAUGAGUCCGUCCGGGAAGCACCUGGUAUUUUCGAAGCCAGC